This is a messenger RNA of Dendrobium catenatum, 1488 nucleotides long. RefSeq lists its product as uncharacterized. The record is from RefSeq and is a predicted model, not a curated record. The coding region runs from base 1 to 1488 and encodes 495 amino acids. NCBI's taxonomy places the organism in Eukaryota, Viridiplantae, Streptophyta, Magnoliopsida, Asparagales, Orchidaceae. The transcript has 4 exons.
AUGGCGUCGCCGAGGCUACGAUCCAAUGGUAUUGCGUCAAUUAUGAGGGAGGACGGCUCGGUUGUGACGGAACAGGUGGAGGUUGCUAAUACCUUCUAUCAGUUUUUUGCUCAGAAAUGGAAGGGAACGGACAUUGUGGAUCAGGGCUGGCCAUCACUUACCUGUUAUCGGGACUCUAUUAUUCGAUUCACUGGGAUUUUGGAGAGUGAUGUCUCGGAGGAAGAAAUUCUGAGUGCUACAAAAUCUUUGGGACAGAACAAAGCUCCGGGGCGGGAUGGUAUCACUGCCUCCUUCUUCAAAUCGUAUUGGGACAUUGUGGGGGAGCAGGUGGACAUGGAACAGGCGUACGACAAGAUGAGUUGGCAAACCCUGGAAUUGGUAAUGGAGAGGAUGGGCUUUUCCGCCAGCUUUCAAAUUGGAUUAAUGCGGAGUGUGGUUUUUGCCAAGGGUAGGGUGUCCGCUGUCACCAUACCUGUUUAUCCUCUGCUCGAAAUUGCUGUCUGCCCAUUUCAAACAAAACUUCAGAGAGAUGGGAGUUCCGAUCAGCCCGGGGGUACUCCUGUCUCCCACCUCCUAUAUGCUGUCGAUAUUCUUUUUUUUACAGGUGCUACCAUGAUAAAUGCUCGGACGACCAUGUCAAUCCUGACGGAUUACUGCUCUUGGACUGGGCAAAGAGUUAACCGGAGUAAGUCUACGGUUCUCUUCAGCCGAUGGACCCCGACCGCUACAAAGACACGAAUGACUAGGAUUCUUGGUUGCUGUAAGGUUACGAAGUUGGAUUACUUGGGGCUAAAGCUAGCGAUGAGGAGGCUCACCAAGGUUGAUUUUGCCCUAUUGAUCCAGAGGGCACGGGAGCAUACACUUAAUUGGGGAAUCAGGCACCUUUCUAUGGCGGGGCGGAUAACAUUGAUCAAUUAUGUACUGCUGCCUUCAUCGGUCUUCCUCAUGACUCAUACUAUCAUUCCCAAAGCGGUCCUCAAUGAUAUGGAGAGAUUAUGUCGGAGCUUUCUGCGGGACAGGGACUCUGAACAUAAGGGUAUGCACUACGUCGCAUGGGAAAAGGUGGCUCGGCCUAGACGGAAUGGCGGGCUUGGUUUCCAUGUUUGUGCCCGCUGGACUGGAGCUCUCCGGGCACGGGUGGCCUGGAACAUCAUUGGCAAUCCUGAGGGGUUGCUACAAAGAUGCCUGAAACAUAAAUAUGGGGAUGAAUUGAGGGAUUUAAAUCCCCCUAGGGGACACUCUAGCAACUCAAUAGAUAGAGCCAUUUCUUUGUGGCCUACUUUCUGUGAUAUCUCGGCUAUUGAAAAUCUUAGAGUCUCUGAUUUCUUGCGGGAAGGUGGCAGCUGGGACUUGCCGAAGCUGCGGUCCUGCUUCGGAGAACUGCUUAUGGACAAUAUUACUACCAUUCCUAUUGGAGAGGGAACGGGGAAGGAUUGUAUGGAGCUAAUCAAGACCGCCUUAGACUCUACAAUUUCGGCUAUCGUCUAA